GUUUGGUGUUGUUGUUUUCAAUUUUCAUUAUCAAUUCUCUAUUCAAUUUGCUAAGUUAAAGUGUUAAAUGUUUGCUUUAUAGUUCAUAAAGUGCAUUAAGCAAUUUAUAAUCAUGACGACAAAUCCGAGGAAGGGCACCGACCCGGGGCCCUUCGAAGAAAGUGAUCAGCUUGUGAUCAGCUUACAAUUCGACCAUUGGGAGCCGGCCAGGAAGUCGGAAGAUCAUGUAUUAUGCUGGAAUUCAAAGGAAAGAAAAUUAUGUUGGACUGUGGUAUCCACCCGGGGCUAUCAGGCAUGGAUGCUCUGCCAUUUGUGGAUCUGAUAGAGGCAGAUGAGGUUGACCUCCUACUGAUUUCACAUUUCCACCUGGACCACAGUGGAGCCCUGCCUUGGUUCCUCACUAAAACAUCGUUCAAAGGCCGGGUGUUCAUGACGCACGCGACCAAGGCCAUCUACCGCUGGCUAGUCUCCGACUACAUCAAAGUCAGCAACAUAUCAACGGAGCAGAUGCUGUACACGGAGUCGGACCUGGAGGGCUCCAUGGACCGCAUCGAGACGGUGAACUUCCACGAGGAGAAAGACGUGCGCGGCGUGCGCUUCUGGGCGUACAACGCGGGCCACGUGCUGGGCGCCGCCAUGUUCAUGAUCGAGAUCGCGGGGGUCAAGGUGUUGUACACGGGAGACUUCUCGCGGCAGGAGGACAGACAUCUGAUGGCAGCUGAGAUUCCGACUGUGCAUCCAGAUGUACUUAUUACUGAAUCCACGUACGGCACCCACAUCCACGAGAAGCGCGAGGAACGCGAGAGCCGCUUCACCGGCCUCGUGCAGGACAUCGUGACGCGCGGCGGCCGCUGCCUAGUGCCCGUGUUCGCGCUCGGACGGGCGCAGGAGUUACUGCUCAUUCUAGACGAAUACUGGUCCCUUCACCCCGAGCUUCAAGAUGUGCCGAUCUACUACGCUUCAUCUCUGGCCAAGAAAUGUAUGGCUGUCUAUCAAACAUAUGUGAACGCCAUGAACGACCGCAUUCGGAGACAGAUCGCCGUCAACAACCCCUUCGUGUUCCGACACAUCUCCAACCUCAAGGGCAUCGACCACUUCGAGGAUAUCGGUCCGUGCGUGAUAAUGGCGUCGCCCGGCAUGAUGCAGUCGGGGCUGUCGCGGGAACUGUUCGAAUCCUGGUGCACCGACCCCAAGAAUGGAGUCAUCAUUGCCGGUUACUGUGUCGAAGGUACGCUGGCCAAGACCAUCCUCUCGGAGCCGGAAGAAGUAACAUCCAUGUCAGGCCAGAAGCUGCCACUACGGAUGUCGGUCGAUUACAUCUCCUUUUCCGCCCACACCGACUAUCAGCAGACCUCAGAAUUUAUCAACAUACUAAAACCACCACAUGUCGUGCUAGUCCAUGGCGAGCAAAACGAGAUGUCGCGUCUAAAGGCCGCUCUACAGCGAGAGCAUCGCGGCGCGCUUCAUGUACACACACCGCGCAACACACAACAACUAUCGCUCACGUUCAGAGGGGACAAGACUGCGAAGGUGAUGGGGUCUCUGGCGGUGGAGCCCCCCGAAGAAGGGAAACAACUUCAAGGCGUAUUGGUCAAGCGGAACUUCAACUACCACAUACUGGCGCCGCAGGACCUCAAUAAAUACACGGAGCUAACGCAAUCCGAAGUGUCCCAACGACAGUCCAUCCACUACGCCGGCUCGCUGCCGCUUCUGCGGCAUGUGGUCGUGCAGGUAGCCGGCAACGUGGAGUUCUUGACUGAGACCAAGUGGCGGUUGUACCAGUGCGUCGAGCUCACCGUCGAUAAUGGCAUGAUCACGCUCGAGUGGCAAGCGUCGCCGGUGUCGGACAUGUACGCGGACGCACUGGUGGCGGCCAUCUUGUCGGCCUCCUCCCUCCCCACCCCGCGGGCGCUGCCGCUCGCGCCCAAGCUGGAUCGCAUGCACUUCAAGGAGUGUGUGAUCGAGAUGCUGCAGGAGAUGUUCGGCGAGAACUCCGUGCCCAAGAUGUUCAAGGGCGAUAAACUGCACGUGGACGUGGCCGGCAAACGUGCCGAGAUUGACUUAGCACACAUGGAGGUGUCGUGCCCCUCUGACGAGAACGUCGAGCGCUGCGUGCAGGCCGCCGUCGGCAAGCUGUACAGCGCGCUCGCGCCCGCGCGCCCCCCGCCCCCCGCGCCCGCCGCCGUGUGAGCGGGGAGCGGGGGAGGGGGGCUCGCCGGGCCCCGUCAGCACCGCACCGCACGAAUAACUGUACUCGACCCACCGCCGCGCCGGCGCCGGCCCGCCCCGAGACUACCCUAUAUCAUUGCUUUUUAAAACCUAACAAAGUGCAGUUAUCUAGGAAAAUUGUAUAGGUACAGUCGAAGGCAAAAAUAUCGACCCAGACGAAUGGCUCAAAAAUAUGUGUACACGACUUUAUUGUCUACGGUGUAAGAUCGUACACAUAUUUUUGAAAUUUUGGGAAUGAUGUAUAUUAAUUACCACUGCUCUUGACUGUACCGAUAUACAGGUAGAAAAAAAUAAUGAGCCCAGGGGAAAAAACGCCUUAAAACCUUAAGUUAGCUCACUUUACUUGAAACUAUUUUAUUUAAAAAAAAAACCAAAAUUGCACUCUUAGAUUUGUCAUUUUUCUUUUAUUUUGUCUAAAAAAAUUCUUGAGGAAGUCCCAAAUAUUCGAUUUUAUGAAUAUUUUGUACGAAGGACAAAUGUGAAACCUAAUGUUUCUCGGAGAAAUGUUAUCCAUUAACAUUACCUGUAUCGACUAGUACAAUAAAACAGAUGGUGUUUAUUUACUUUUUGAAAAUUUUAGUCGAAUUUUAGUCUCGGGCGAGACGAGCGAAUUAAAAAAAAUCUUUGAAUGCAGUUUUAUUCUUUUUACAACUAAAACAAAAUAAGCCAACUUAAGGUUUUAAGAAACUAUCCCUCCGGAGCCCAUAAUUUUUUUCCACACUGUAUAUUAUUAGUUGGUCAAGCCGUGAUUUCCGUAUAAUAAUUUAUACUACUAACAAUAAAAUCAAACCUUCAUACUUAUUAUAUAAAAUGAAAUAAACUUCAAAUAUUAUUUAUAUUUUUUUACCACACAAAAGUUGGAAAUCAUUGUUUUACAAUAAAUCUUCUUAAAAUUCAAGAGGCGAAGUUACAAAACCACUUUGUCUCAUCGAAUUUUAAAACCUAAUUAUACAUAUAGCGUUGCACACAAUAUUUUUUCUAAAACAGCAGCAAACACGUAAAAUGAUAACAAAAUUAAAGAAAAUAUUAUUUUGUAAAUCUUUGCCUAGAAUGUAACAUUAAAAAAAUGCAAGGGUUAUAUAAUAUUGUAUAAAUUCUCAUAAUAAUACUGUAGAGUUGGGCAAAAAUUAUCUAUUUACGAAUAACCGGAAAGAUAACUAAAUCAUCUUUUAUUUGAAAUAACUAAAUAAUCCAUCAUUUGUUAUAUUAUAAAUUAGUUGGGAUUUUAAAUGAAAGAUGAAUGUCAGUAGUACAGUGUCAGUGUGACUGUUUGAACCGACGUGACAUUCUUUAAAUUUAUUAUUAGAAGCUUACUUCAAUAACAAACGAGGCCAGUUAUCUUCAUCUAGAUAAUUUAUAAAAAAGUUGUCAACGCACUAUUUGUGAUUGAAUUUAUCUUCGAAUAAAUUUAUUUGAAAUAAUCAUCUAGAUAAGAAAUUAUCUAGUUAAUGCCCAACUCUGUAACACUGUCAUUAGCCAUAGCCAUCCCACGCCCUCCCUCCCUCGCCGCGCUUCCAAUGAAGUUGACUGGCAGUCAUUUAAUUGGCAAAUAAAAGUACUGGGUGCGUAGCCAACGUACCAAUCGUUUACACUCCGUAGCGAACGGAAUGCAACUGGCCCGGCCGCGAGGAGUGAUAGAGAGAGAUGACUACGCUACGCCACGGAGUGUUCACGAUUGGCACGUUGGCUAGGCACCCAGGAGUUGAAUUUUUUUUAUGUCAUACCUUUGCAUUUAAAAAAUAAAAUACAAUACGUAGAGAUACAAAUUAAUUGUAUUAUAAAAAAUCGGCAAAGUGCGAGUCGGACUCGCGCACCGAGGGUUCCGUACUUUUUAGUAUUUGUUGUUUUGGCGGCAACAUAACGUGAAAAUUUCAACUUUGUUUUGGCGGCAACAGAAGUACAUCAUCUGUGAAAAUUUCAACUGCCUAGCUAUCAAGGUUCAUAAGAUACAGCCUGGUGACAGACGGACAGACAGACAGCGGA
This is a messenger RNA of Cydia strobilella, 4212 nucleotides long. RefSeq names its product cleavage and polyadenylation specificity factor 73 (gene Cpsf73). Gene Ontology annotation, cellular component: mRNA cleavage and polyadenylation specificity factor complex. The record is from RefSeq and is a predicted model, not a curated record. Gene Ontology annotation, biological process: mRNA 3'-end processing by stem-loop binding and cleavage. Bases 232 to 2190 code for a protein of 652 amino acids. NCBI's taxonomy places the organism in Eukaryota, Metazoa, Arthropoda, Insecta, Lepidoptera, Tortricidae. Gene Ontology annotation, molecular function: 5'-3' RNA exonuclease activity; RNA endonuclease activity; RNA binding. The transcript is spliced from 17 exons.